Messenger RNA from Hemicordylus capensis (graceful crag lizard), 11205 nucleotides. RefSeq names its product corin, serine peptidase (gene CORIN). Gene Ontology annotation, biological process: peptide hormone processing; regulation of blood pressure; acrosome reaction. The record is from RefSeq and is a predicted model, not a curated record. Bases 1012 to 4422 code for a protein of 1136 amino acids. NCBI's taxonomy places the organism in Eukaryota, Metazoa, Chordata, Lepidosauria, Squamata, Cordylidae. Gene Ontology annotation, molecular function: serine-type endopeptidase activity; protein binding. Gene Ontology annotation, cellular component: membrane. The transcript is spliced from 23 exons.
CAGGGGAUUCCCUCAGAGAUGCCCCUUGAAAUAUCUCAGGAGCUGCCUGCCUCGUGGUGUUGAUGGCUAUCUUUUUCCCUUUCGCAGCUGGAGCUCAGGGAAGCCUGUAGCAGCCGGACGGGCAACCCCGCCACCUUCCCCCAACCUCACACCGCUAUUAAUAGUUGUGGCCGGGCUGAGAUGUCAGAUUCCCUGGGCUCAUUGCAUCUCCUGUGCAAUGGAAAGUCUGAGGCAAAAAAAUGCCUCCAUAAAAAUAGAGCAGCUGGGAGGCUGGCGCCGCGGGGGAAGGAGCUUUGCGCCUGGCAACGCAGGCGUUGUGACCAGGAAGGUCGUUUCCGAAAUUCCUGCCCGUGAUAUUGGGGUGCGCAGCGCAGGGCUGCCAGUGCUCACAUCCAUUUGCUCUCCAACGUGGCAUCGCCAUCCCUCAGGUCAGGGCGCCUUCUGAGGACUGAUUGAGGGCUCCAAAUAGGUUCCUGCCUGAAGCGAGGUGAUGCAGGCGCUUCAGGAAAGCCGAGUCCAGAGGGGUUACUUUUCCUGUCUCCGUGUGCGUGCCAUUUUAAAAAUGAACGGAGAGACUCUGAUGGAGAGGAAGUUUUGACUUUUGCGGAAAAUGUCCAUACCAGGCCAGCACCAACGCCAAUGACAGGCUAGGUUCGUAGGCUGGCCGGGCUGUCUCCCGCACAGCAAGGACAUUUCAGGGUUUCGGCUUUCUUCUUCGUUCGUGUUGGGGCUCUCUCUCUCUCCCGUGCUCGUUCAAAGCUGCAGACUUUCCACAAUAUAACUAACAGCAGAGUAGAGCCUUCAGCAAUGUAUAAUGAAGGGAUGGGUCAGCCAACUCUUCUGAAUUGCGUGUUUUCAUCUGUGAAAUGUUGGAGGGCAUACACCUUCACAUUUGGAAAAGCUUCACAUAUUACACUUCUGCCUGAUAUGUAACUGUAAACUUCCAGGGGUGCAGGCAGCAAAAUCUGACAAUCCUAGGAGCACUGAGAUCCUGUAACAGAUGAAGAUAAUAUGGAGGAUGGUUGCUCUCAAAAACUGGCCUCUGCCAAGUACUUUCGACUACUGCUACUAAUACUGAUUCCAUGCAUCUGUGCCCUUAUUCUUUUGUUGGUGAUUCUUCUUACAUUUGUAGGUGUUUUGGGGGGGGAAUGCCUUUCUUCAAAUGGAAGUGGCUUAUUUGGCACUGAAGGUGACAAUGAGAUGACUAACACAACGGAAAGUGGUUCAAAUGCAAUUCCUUCCAUCAGCAACAAAAUGCAACUACCAUCCUGGACUACCAACCCAUCAUUUCAUGUUGACCCAAUACAUACAAACUUUAGUGUACGGAAGGGAACUGCCCAGGUUGUCUCUCAGACUCCAGCCAUGAAAACCAGUCUUACUGAUGAAAGGAUUCUGACCAAAGCUCCUGGAGGCAACAGCUGGUCAUCAGGCAAGAUAGAAGAAGAGCCCCUAUGGUCUACAGACACACCCAUAAAGGACAUAGACAAGAUAUCUUCUGUGCCUGUGCUAAAACCUACUAGUCCAUCUGCUGUGCAAGGAACAAAUUUGAAAAAAAGUUCCUGCAUAGAUAUCACCUACAGCCAGUGCCAUAUGCUGCCAUAUAACCACACCACUUUAACACCAGUCCUUUCCAUUGUCAAAAGCAUUGAAAUGGAAAAAUUUCUCAAGUUCUUCGGUUAUCUCAACCGCCUCAGCUGCUAUCAACACAUCAUGCUGUUCGGCUGUAGCCUUGCUCUUCCCGAGUGCAUCAAAGAUGGUGAUGACAGUUAUGGACUCCUGCCUUGCAGAUCAUUUUGUGAGGCUGCGAAAGAAGGAUGUGAACCUGUUCUUGGAAUGGUAAAUUCUUCAUGGCCAGAGUUCCUAGCAUGCUCCCAGUUCCAAAAUAAAACUGAAAAUGACAACACCACCAGAGUCUGCUUCUCACCAGAACGAGAGAAAGGAAAGCAAUUGCUUUGUGAAGGGAACGAGAGCUUCUUGUGCACAAGUGGAAUUUGCAUCGCAGGGAUACUCAAGUGCAAUGGCUACAACGACUGCGAUGACUGGAGCGAUGAGGCACAUUGCAACUGCAGUGAAGGCGUGUUCCGCUGCAACACAGGAAAAUGCCUCAACUACACCUUCUUAUGUGAUGGAUAUGAUGACUGUGGAGACCUAAGUGAUGAGCAUAAUUGUGACUGUAAUCCAAUAACACAACACCGGUGUGGAGAUGGGAGAUGCAUAAUAAUGGACUGGGUGUGUGAUGGUGACCAUGACUGCACAGACAAAUCAGAUGAGGUCAACUGUUAUUUGCAUCUACAACUGCAUCAGUUAGGCAAUGUGUUACCAGUGCUUUCUGGUGUGAUGGGGACAAUGACUUUAAGGAUGGAAGUCAGUGAUGUAGAGAACUAUAUCGGUUGCAGAGCUGGACAAGGUGCAGAAGAAGCAUGCCAUAGUCAAGGAUUGGCAGAAUGCAGAAAUGGGCAAUGUGUUCCCAGUGCUUUCCGGUGUGAUGGGGACAGCGACUGUAAGGAUGGAAGUGAUGAAGAGAACUGCAGUGAAAGUCAGUCGCCAUGUCAGGAGGGAGAUCAGAAAUGUACUUCUACUUCCUGUCCUGAUUCCUGUAGCCACUCUUCUCUCUGUGACAUGAAUAAUAGUCGAACAAAUUGUAGUCAGUGUGAACCAAUUACACUGGAAUUGUGCAUGAACCUACCUUAUAACUUUACUAAUUACCCCAACUACUUGGGCCAUCGCACACAGAAGGAAGCCUCUAUCAGCUGGGAAUCCUCUCUCUUCCCAGCCUUGGUUCAGACUAACUGUUACAAAUACCUCAUGUUUUUUGCCUGUACCAUCUUAGUGCCAAAAUGUGAUCUUCAAACAAAUCAACGUAUCCCACCUUGCAGGGCUCUUUGUGAACAGUCGAAGGAACGAUGUGAGUCCGUACUUGGGAUAGUAGGUUUACAGUGGCCAGAAGACACGGAUUGCUCACAGUUCCCAGAAGGAAACUCGGACAACCAAACUUGUCUAACACCUGAUGAAGAUGUAGAAGAGUGCUCACCCAGCCACUUCAAAUGCCGUUCAGGAAGGUGCGUCUUGGCCUCCAGAAGAUGUGAUGGGCAGGCAGAUUGUGAAGAUGAUAGUGAUGAAGAGAACUGUGGUUGCAAAGAAAGAGGUCUUUGGGAAUGUCCAUCAAGCAAACUGUGUAUCAAGCAUACAAUAAUAUGUGAUGGUUUUCCAGACUGUCCUGACAAGGUGGAUGAAAAAAAUUGCUCAUUUUGCAACAAAGAUGAGGUGGCAUGUGCCAACCAUGACUGUGUGCCCCGUAAAUGUUGGUGCGAUGGGCAAAUAGACUGUGCUGAUAAAUCAGAUGAAUGGAGCUGUGUGACACUGUCUAAAAACAGGAGCUCCUUGAUGUUACUGACUGUUCACAAGUCGGCUACCAAUUACCAUGUAUGUGCUGAUGAAUGGGAAGAAAAUUUAAGUCAUUUGGCAUGCAGACAAAUGGGUUUAGGGGGGCAACCUGUGAUGGAAAUGGUACCAGAAUAUGAACAGCCACAGCAUGCAAAAUGGUUGAAACUACACUCUGGCUGGGAAAGCAAAAAUGUGUCCACAUUACAUGCCCUUUUAGUGACAGGGUUGCAAUGCAGAAGCAGAAGCAUUAUUUCCCUUAUCUGCACCAAAGAAGAUUGCGGGCGUCGCCCUGCAGCUCGCAUGACCAAGAGGAUCCUUGGUGGCAGGACCAGUCGCCCAGGACGAUGGCCAUGGCAAUGUUCUCUGCAAAGUGAGCCAAGUGGGCACAUAUGUGGCUGUGUCCUCAUUGCAAAGAAAUGGGUAUUGACAGUGGCACACUGCUUUGAAGGGAGAGAAAACCCUGCCGUGUGGAAAGUAGUGUUUGGUAUCAACAACUUGGAUCACCCUUCAGUCUUCAUGCAGACCCGCAUGGUGAAGACUGUCAUUCUGCAUCCUCGCUAUAAUCGAGCUGUAGUGGACUAUGAUAUCAGCAUUGUGGAACUUAAUGAAGACAUCAAUGAGACAAGCUAUGUAAGGCCAGUCUGUCUACCCAGCAGGGAGCAACUUGUUGAGCCAGAUACCUAUUGCUACAUCACUGGCUGGGGACACAUGGGCAACAAAAUGCCUUUCAAACUUCAGGAAGGAGAAGUUCGUAUUAUUUCCUUAGAACAAUGCCAGUCAUACUUUGACAUGAAGACUAUCACCACCAGGAUGUUAUGUGCAGGCUAUGAGUCUGGCACUGUGGACUCUUGUAUGGGUGACAGUGGUGGACCUCUGGUGUGUGAGCAUCCUGCUGGACGCUGGACGUUGUUUGGCCUAACCUCUUGGGGCUCUGUCUGCUUUUCCAAAGUUUUGGGACCUGGAGUGUAUAGUAAUGUGUCCCAUUUUAUUGAAUGGAUUGAAAGGCAAAUCUACAUCCAUACAUUUCUGCUCCACUGAUUCUUCUGAAUAGAAAUGCUGUGCUGACUGGCAAAAGGCAAGCCCAAGAGCACCAGAAUGACGAAGAUAUCAAACUAAAGAAAUCUGGUGUAUUAUAAAUUCUAUGGGUUGCUGAUGACAGGUGAUGGAACAGCGUAAAGGAAUUUGUAAGUCUUCUGGCGCCAAAGGUGCUUCUGAAUAGUGAUCAAAUAUUUUUGUAACUCUUUCUGACUUUUUUCUUUAGCAAUGCUGUAUUACCUUUCACACACACACACACACACACACACACACACACACACACACACCCCAAAAUGUAUUAAGGAAGAAUCAACCUUUUGCUAAUGUAAUACAGUGUCUUUCAGGCCCUUCAAAUUAAGGGUUCUGUAGAGGUACUAGCUUUCUAAAAUGUCAAGAGAAGAAAUGUAUCUACUGCUAAGCAGACAAUUUCAGGCUCCAUCUCUUGCAACUAAGGGUCUAUAUAUUUGCAGAAGUUAUGAGUACAUCAGUUUCUAGCUUCAGCCCCACCUCCCCCCAGCUGCAACCUGCUUUUCAUAUGCUGGACUAGAUUUUCAUUCAUGAUAAUUGUUUUGAGACAGGGAUUCUCAAAUGGUGGAUUGGGCCCCCCGCUGUCCAGAGGCAGGAAUCCCAUCUGACAUCUCCAAGAUGCAGGGACAGUCAGCGGCCAUGGGAGGUGGACAGGGAGACAGGAGCAGACAACCACCUGGCUCUUCUGCUGCUCACAAUGCUAAGGGCAGGCACCACAGUGGCACUUCUUUGGCUGCCAGGCCAGAAGAAGGUUCCCUCUCAGGAGACAAGCCCUUGUCAGUUCUCCAGCUAUGCCAGCCCUUGACACUGUGAGCAGUGGAGGAUCUGAGUGGUGUCUCCUCCUGUCUUCCUGUCCACCCCCUCACCUUGGAGAUAUUAGAGGAGAGCUUCAGGACUGCUUUAAGUUCUCAAUGAUUGAUGCCUCUUCCUGACUGACAUCCUGACAAACAAAGCACAUGUGCAACAAAUGCACAGGGGAGGGGUGAUUUUAAUCAAUUUCCCCUUCCCUCUGUAGCGGACUGUGGCUCCUGAAAAUAUAUGCCUGUGAGAGAGACAACUCUCAGGGACAUAUUUUUUGGAGAGACAAUUGGCUGCAGAAGAAAGAGGAGAUCCACACAAAUCACUUCUCCUACACAGUGUGUGUGUGCUGCACACAGGCACUUCAUUAGUCUGGAUGUCAGCCCCUGAAUUUUGGAUUUGUGUGGAAGCUGUAUACAAAGAUUUAAGUGAGAAAGCUAUGGAAAUACUGACUCCCAGUUGCUAUAAAGUGCAAAUGCCAGUUAAAAUAAAGUUGGUACAUCAAAUUAAACUGGCAAUCUCAUACAUAAAGCCAGGGUUUGAAAAACUAAACAGGAGCAAGCAAGCUCAUCCUUUUCAUUGAAGAGAUAAAUGCACUUUAUUUAUCUUUACCUAAUGAAAUCAAUAGCUUAAAUAAUGUGGUUGUGUAACUUUAGAUAUUAUCUUAGGGGGUCACAGUGUCAACAAGUUUGAGAACAGAUUUAACUGCUUUAGCUGUUAUCAAACAAUGAGUAUCAUUGGGAACAGAUUUAUUGUUUAAGCCAUUUCACUCACACACACAAACACAUCUAACAAAUUAUAAACAAAACAAUAACAGAAAACAAAACAAUACAGAAAAAGCAGGCUGAUUACCAUGGCAACAGUAGCCCAGCAAUUUUAAAAUAAGGAUUACCAUUUAAAGGAACAACAGAUUUUUAAAGUAUGAAUCACCAAUAUAACAUAUUUGAAUAAAGUAAUUUUAGAUAUAAAAUGUUAAGACAAAUGACACUCUAUAAGCUAUGAUUAGAUCUUUGACCUCUAAUGGAUAAUAAGUCUUGUUCUCCAUUAGGAAACAGUCUUGCCUAAAAUGUAUGACGGGUUUAUCUCUAAAAGGGUUUCAAAGGGAAUAUUCUAGGAGGUAAUGCAGAAGAUCUUCUACCUUCUUGGCACGGCCCACAUGUAACCUAUGGUGAAAUAUACUUUCUCCCAAUUGUCCCAGGUGCCACUUCCCCAAAUGGAUUUUAUUCCUUUUUGGCCAUGAGGCAGAUCAAGCAACAAAAAUUGAUUGGAGGCUGCCAUCUUGCGUCUUCCUGCUGCCUUCAAAUGACCUUUAUCUUAGCAGACACUGUUAUUUCUCUCAGCAGGUUUCAAGGCUUAGCAACAAAUUUCCAGCUAGAAAGAGAAGAUGUAUGUAGUUCACAUAAGAAGCAUUCUGAAGGGCAAGCCCUGAGCCAGUGCCCGCUUGGUCUUUUGUCAGGGAGGAGGCACCACAAGGCCAUCCUGUAGAUGCUUUUUCUUUCUUGUGUAUCACACACUGUUCUUGCCACUGUGCCUUGGACGUGAUCCAGAGAAUCAGUGCAGCAUACCAAGACCAUCUUGUGAGUGAUGACUGAUUAGUAAGACACAACCCACAGAUCCUUCCAUUUGUAAUAUUCCUCCAGGGAGUGAAGCCUUAAACUAACAAAGAACUCCUUUGACCUUGGGGACUAGAACUAAAAUUUAUUUGUCUCCACACACAGUAAGAAUAGUGGAGAAUUUUUUCAGCAGGCACAGGGUACUGGACUGCAGUAGAUUACUUACCUCAAAAGUGGCCUCCUUUGUGUUUUCCUUCUUCUGUCGGUUCUUGGAAGGGUAUUCAAAAAGACCCAGGCAGAAGCACGGAUAAUAUUGGUGGUGCUUCACUGCAUCACAGACCCUAGUUUCCAAACGUCCAAGAUAUGAAAUGAAAUCACUUUUAAAACUUGAGACAUACCUACAAUUUCUAGUUCAGAGGCACUUUCCCCUCUCAGUCCUUGUAUGCUGAAGUUGAUUGCAUGGCGCUUGAGUAAAGGGCAUAUGAGUCUUUAGAGUGUUCUUACAAGUAGAUUCUUAUGGCAUUCUGUAGAUAAUUCACCAAUAGGAUUUUCAAUACACCAUGGAGAAUUUUUAUAGGAUAGUAGUGCAUGGACCUUAAAUUAUGUUCAGUCAAAGUGAAGAUUUGUCAUAUGCUGGAUUUAUUUAUUAAUUUGCUGCAAGAUAGCCAUGAGACGUCUUAAACCAAACACUUUCUAGAGGCAGGUGACUACACUGGCAAGUGCCUUCUGUCACUGAACCCAGGGAAUCUCCAUAUACCCAGUGUGCCAUGCUUCUUAAGGGCAAAUGCUCCCCUUUCCAUCCCAUGGCUCAUAGGUUUCCUUGUGGAAUCUGUAUUUGGUCCUAAAAGCUCCAGCUAAAUCAUUUUACUUAGUAUCAUUGUAUAUCCUUUAUACUAAGGUAGCUUUUCUCAUUGCCAUGGGUAUCCAAACUGGGGACUUCACUUUAUGUCUCCAACCCAGAUUUGCAUAGUUCCUAAUGAUGAGACUGUGCUGUAACCAAACCAUCAGCUCUAAGCACAAGGUGAUUUCUGUUUCAUCAUUCUAAGGAUCUAGAUGGUCUUGCCGUCAUUUUAUCCUAACCCACAGCAUCCACAAGGGGUAGGGGAAAGCAGAGCACACACUAGACCAGGGCUGCAGAUGAGAGCUUUGCCCUCCUGCAGAUGUUGGACUUCAACUCCUAUCAUCCCUGACUAUUGGCCACUGUGGCUGGGAAUGAUGGGAGUUGUACUCCAAAAGCAGUUGGAGGGCCCAAGUUGUUCAGGCCUAUAUUAGACAUUAGGAGAGCACUUCAGUUUUUCAGCUUCAGGCUAUGUCCUUUUGGAACAAACACUUAUUGUUAACUGUCAUGGGCUAAAUAUAGGCAAAAAAGCUUUGACAGCAUCUGUAGGGAAAAAUGGCAUUCAUUAAGGAAGCCUAUAAGGUCUCUGGGGCUUUCCCUUCACCAGAGGUUAAAGUCGACUCUACAAGGGGCAGCAGCUUCUUGGGAAGAGGUAUAGAGGGCAGCCACUUGGGCAUCCUUCCUUUGUGAGGCAUCACUGAACAGAAGCCCUUGCCUCAGCUGAGGCUGCACUCUGGCAUAAGCUGUUCUUGACUUGGGAGGCCAUCGUGGAACCAUCACUGAUUUUGUCAAUGCAGUUUGUCCCACCCUCAUAGGGCUGCACGGCUUUAUUUUGCCACAUCUUGUGGAGUGGCCCCUGAAACAAUAACAAGAGAAUUGGGCUGUUUGCAAUUCUCUCUUGAAGAACCACAGAGGCCGUACACUGGAACAGUGCACAGCAGAUGCUGCUCUAAGACUAUAUAAAGAAGUCAGAAAGAUGUUUUUUAAACCAUGGCAAUGGGAGCGGGGGGUGGUGUCAAAUUUUAUAGCAAGCUCAGGCCUGCUGGACUGACACAUAGUCCAGACUGUUGAUAGACUAGAACUGGUAACCUCUGUUCUUCUCUUUUGAUGCACUUGUAGUGUGUAACAAACACGGUCCACCACUGUAUUGCUAAAUGUUACUAUUUAUGUGGAUUGAAAAGUUAUAUUUCAUUUGCCAUUGUAUCUCACUUUCUCAAUGACGAAGAAACCCCUAUGACUUUACAUGUUUUGUGUUCAUCCUGUGAGACUGGGAGACAAAAAAACAAACACCCCAGAGUAAACUUCUCCCCAGGAAUUCAGAGUAUUGGAUUUCAACAGAACACAGUAGUUUACGUUCUUCAUUAUCCUGAAUAGAUAAUGGUCUGAACCACAAACCACUUAAGACCAAAGGCCCAAUUCACUCUGACAAAUUCUUCAAUGAGACUCUGUGUGUGGGUACAACUAGUGCAAUGGAGAUAGAUCAUGUAAACCAGACUCUGCAUAGCUCUCAUCUUCAUGAUAGCAGCUGUUAAAAAAAAAUGCAGCUGUGAUCCCUGAAAAGACUGCCCUGUAUGUACAGCCUGUUCCUUACUAACAUUUCUUCACACAAGCCCUAUUCAGACAUUUUGGUGUACAUGCCUAAAGGUGUCUGUACACAUGGAUGUUUUUGUGUGACUGGCUCUACAUGUGUUCACUUGUAGAGGACCGGGAUACAGCUCCCUCAUGGCACAGAUAGUCCUACGUGCUACAGAGUACUGCAUGCGCACUGAACGUAAUGUGUGCAUAACUGUAUAUGCAUACAGAUCUAUACAUGUGUACUCUGGCUGACAUUCAGACUAAUGCUGCAUCAAAGUGCCAGCAUUUUCCCUUGUGCAAUGGGAGAAGGAGAUUUUUCAACUCCUCUUCCCUCUGAGGCUCACUGACCCUCAGGGACAUAUUUUUGGGAGGCAUAGAGCACUUCAAAGAGAAGGGAGAUUGUCAAAAAUCACCCUACUCCCAUUGUAUGACAGAAAACACUGGUGUGUCAGUGCAGUGCUAGUCUGGAUGUCAGCCACUACGCAUAGAUUUUAUGUGAGUUGAACAUAACACGUGAAUAGGGCUAUAGUCAAGUACCUGUGUUUGUGAUAAUGUGAACAGGUUAAUUGUACUCUUAUUUAAACUGUGCAGAGGGGAGUUAGCUCAUUUUUCUUCAUUGCAUGGAUUGAAUAUGUGCAUAGUACAUCAGUCAUGUGCACCAAACCAUCAAGAGCAAAUAAUACCAGCAUGCAAGCUUCCAGUAUGAGAAACUCAAUACAGCUUAUCAUGGGCAUACUGGCUAGUUGUGCUCCUAGUGGCUAAAUCAGUCUGUCAUGAAUACAUUGACUCUAGUACUAUUGCUAUAACAGUAGUUCUAUACAGGGGAAAACCUCAGUUGCAUGAAUUGAAAAGUAAAUCCCCAAAGUAUUUUGGUAAUUUGUAAUGAUUUUUUUAAAAAAAAUAAGCUGAAAUCACACUAAUAUCCAAGAACUGCAGCAAAAAUAACUUCACAUCUGAGAAUCACUUUAAAAAAAAACAACCAUUAAAAAUCAAUGGAUGGACUGAUUUGCUUGAAAUUAAAUGCACAGAAUGCUGCCAUCCUCUACUACCUGUGUGCCAAAUUUUAGAGAUCUCUGCCCAGUCAUUACAGCCUUUGCGGGUUUUUCUCUUUUCCCCAUAGAUGGCUCUUUGCCGGGGUGGGUGGGGGGGUUAACAAGGUGUCAUUGUGCACUCCACUGGGUUAAAAAAUUCAAAAGGAUUUUCAUAAUAUAAACCAUUUUAAUCGGUUAUGCCAUGCACUCAUCUUUUUAAUUAAAAUAAAGCUGCAGUUGCUGUUUAGUUCAGUUGAAAUCCAGUCCUGCCACAACAGUACACACAUCCGGUCCCUCAACCCUGUGGGAGGUUCCCCCUCCCCCCCCCAUCUUCUGGGCCCCUUGUUUGAUUAGCUUCACGUCCUCUUUUUGUAGGAAACUGUGUAUUGAGUUUUCUCUCACAUUGCUUCAGUAAACAGUAGUAUAUUUUUCCCGGUAAUUUCCUCCACAACAUUCCAUGUAGAAAAAAGUCAUUUCUAUAAUUUUGUACAUGUAGUUUUAUACUGCUUCCCCCUCGCCCCGCCAUGUCUGCUCAUUCAAGUACUGUAUUUGGGUUUCAAAAAACCAGAUGUCGCCCUUCUGAUGCAGUAAUAAUCUCCCUGUGUGAAGUCGUAGACAGACAAUCAAAUGUAUCCAACAGUUGUAUUAGAGCACAUUUGACGGGAUUCAUACUCUUAACAUUGUUUGACUGCCACAAGCGAAGCAGUAUAUGUAAUCCAUGUUGUGUUAACAAGCUAGUUUGUUUUUAUUUCAACUCAUAUGAAGAGGGGGAAAAUGCACAUAUUUAUUUUUUCAAAAUAAAUUCUGUGAACAAAAACGGUCUUAGCUCUCCCACCCUAUUGCCUGUCACCUUGGAUAGGAUUCUGAGUGAGGCCUUGAGAGCACUGAUUGGCUAUUGGGCAGUGUGUAUGGGAAAAGAGGGAAUGAACUUGAGGGCAACAGUUAAAUAAAAUAUCUGAGUUAA